ACGAAGCAGAUCGCGAAUUUCCCGCACUAAAAUUUAAAAUUUGAAAAUUUUUGCCGACAUGUGAAGUUAUACGUCUAUAUUUGUGUUUUUACUGAAGUCAGUUCGUUUUAGUAUCCCUUAUUCUUGGAAAUCAGUUAUGUUGUCUGUUUCAUGAGUUUUUUUUUGAAUAUUUUUUCAAUUUAACAACCACGUCGGUGUCAUGCAGCACACGGAAGCUACGAGUAAAUAUGCUUUCAGAGAAUCUCUGAAGCUAGACCAAAAGACGGAAGUGCCUGAUUCUAUUGUGCAAUAUCUGACUAGUCACCAGCUAGAAGGUAUUCGAUUUAUUCAUCAAGCUUUAAAACAUAACAAAGGAGUUAUCCUAAAUGAUGAAUCAGGUUUGGGAAAAAUUCAUCAAGCCAUCGGCUACUUAUCAGCGGUAACCACUGACCAUGCUGAUAAAAGUAUUGUAGUAUGCAGCGGUCUAAAUCGAGUACAUCACUGGAUGUAUCAUUUGGAGAUGCUGACAAAGUUCCAUGUCGGGAUACUAUCGGUGGACGAAAAUGCUUUGGAGAAACAUCAAAUUGUCUUGGUAACUUUUGACGACUUAGAAAAACAUUUGGACUGUUUGAUGUCGGAUCAAAGGCAAUAUCUGGUUGUGAUAAUCGAUGAAACCAAAGCUGUGCCAACAAAAUACUCCCAAAUUGUGGGUAUUUCAGAACUGCCUACAUCUAAAAAAAUAUUCCUCUUUUCACACGAUCUGUUGGAUGAUUUAUCUUGUCUGACUGCACGAUUGAAAUUAUGUGCGAAUAGAAACGUGAAAGACGCUGUAGAUAUGUUUUUAGAUGAAACUCUCACCGCUAGCAGAUGUUUGUUAAAGUCUGAAAGAAUCAAACUGUUCUUUCUAACAAGAAGCAUUUUGCUACGAAGAUUUCGGUGUCAUUACAAACAUUAUCUCCCUCUAAUGGACAAGGCAGAAUUUGGAGCGAACUUUGCUUCGUGGAAGAUCGCCAGUGGCCUCGAUGUGCAAUGCCAGUUAGAUGAUAUGCAGCCUAGCUUGGUUGUCACUAAAAGUGACAGCAAUCAACUGUUCCAAUUCGAUGAGGAUUUAAGUGUACAACAAGAUUGCAGACUGAAUGAGGCUAUCGUUGGGGAUGUUACACGUAGCACUACGGAUGAUGUUCGGCAGGAGGAAGAUGAUGAGGUGAAUGCCGUGGCUUUGAAUCCAACAGACAGUGAACCACUGUUUGAUUUAGAAGAACAUAGUACGGAUGAGAUGCCUAAGUUAGAGGUUUCGGACUCUGAGACUAAAUCAACGAUAGAAGAUACUCGGAUAUCGCCUGGCCAUGAAUCUACAGCUAAUGUUCCUCAACAACCUGCGAAUGAAAACAUAGAAAUUCCCGAAACCGAACGAUCUUCUCAAGCAACGGAAAAUCAAACCGAUUCGGAAGGCUUUUUGGAAUUUGGCCAAGCCCUAGCAUGUGGGCAGUCGGAAGGGGACCAACCCGUAACGGAAGAGAAAUACUGCUACUCAAUCAGUAGACUAUUUCGUGUAUUGUCACCUUCUUCGUCAUCGACCGACGUGGAGAUAGUCUCGAAAGAAAAUGGUGACUUGAAUCCGAUUGUGAUUUCUAGUGCUAGUACAAACGAAGCGGCCAGAGAAAAAUCGCCGGAUUUGUUUAGUGAUAGUGACGAGGAAGCCGACGAGACUGUGAAGAAUAACUCUCAGGAUUCCCUGAUGGAUUUACUGCUUAAAAGUCCUGCUUGUUUCGAACAACCCGCAGAGCCAGCAGCAAUGCCAAAGUUUGCUAAAAGUAACUCUAGUACACCGAUUUCAAAAUUAUUGCAUGCCACAAUGCAUGCAGAACGGGAAGACCCAACGAUAGACGAUUCUACUAACGAUAUUUUCGCCGAUGAAACUACUGUAACCGAACGGAAGGGUAGUCCCAAUCGUACGGACAAUGUUUUCGAAAUUACCGAUAACAAUGCGUUUGGAAACAUAGUUCGUUUCGAUCCCGAAAGAGACUGCAUGUCACCGUUGAAGUGUUGUUCGCAAGAGAUACAGUUCGUCGGAGAGUAUCGAAUCAAUGACGAUCCCAUCGAAAUCAUUGACUCACAACCGGAAAUGCGUACACCAAAGAGUGCAACGAAAAAAGUUGUUACGAAAAAAACACCUUCAUCUUCGGGGUCCACAACGACGCCGCAAGGUUGGCUCUCGAGAAGUAGUCGUAACUCGUCAUCUCCGAGGACACCGACCCGGGAAGCGAGCCGGCUAUCUUCGACGACGAAGAGCGGUGGAAGCAGCGAACGCACUACUGGCUUUAAGCGAAAAAAGUUGGAAAAUUGGUUCAAAGAUGAUGGAGAUUGUGGACAGGCAUCGACGUCGAAUGUUCACUGGCGAAGGUCCGCUCCAUCGGGUGCUAGUGCACGGAAAACUUCUCCGAGAAAGAAAUGCUUCCAGGAAAGGAUUGCUCAGCGAUAUACUCGUAUUCUGGUGUCCCCCAGUGGGUUCGAUAGCGAUUUCGAGUGAUACUGAUGUAGACUGAUUUUUAUUUUAUAUUGUUUUAUGUUUUCGCCGCUUUUUUAUCGGUCCAUCUGUGAUGGACUACUAUUUGAAUGCUAUCUUUUUAUCUGUAGUGUGUUCAGAGCUGGUUACCACUUCAAUGUUAUAAUUUGACAAUACGAUCACGUUGCAGUAUUUCU
Malaya genurostris is the source of this 2682-nucleotide messenger RNA. RefSeq lists its product as uncharacterized. Gene Ontology annotation, molecular function: DNA translocase activity; ATP binding; ATP-dependent chromatin remodeler activity. Gene Ontology annotation, cellular component: nucleus. Lineage: Eukaryota; Metazoa; Arthropoda; Insecta; Diptera; Culicidae. The record is from RefSeq and is a predicted model, not a curated record. The coding region runs from base 200 to 2509 and encodes 769 amino acids. Gene Ontology annotation, biological process: double-strand break repair via homologous recombination; reciprocal meiotic recombination. The transcript has 4 exons.